Messenger RNA from Carassius auratus (goldfish), 1834 nucleotides. RefSeq names its product TBCC domain-containing protein 1-like. Bases 88 to 975 code for a protein of 295 amino acids. The record is from RefSeq and is a predicted model, not a curated record. Gene Ontology annotation, cellular component: spindle pole centrosome. The transcript has 4 exons. Gene Ontology annotation, biological process: maintenance of Golgi location; maintenance of centrosome location. Lineage: Eukaryota; Metazoa; Chordata; Actinopteri; Cypriniformes; Cyprinidae.
AUCCUAUACAGCCAUCUUAAUGGUGAUUUUAUACUAUCUUCUAACUCCGCUCACUUGUUUGAAAAAAAUCUUUUAUCUUCAGUAGAAAUGGACAAAUACACAGCAUGUGUAUGGCCACGUCUGGAGCCCUUCCUGAUCGGGGUGCUUCCCGCCACACCCCCAAGCAAAUUCAGCAUGCAUUAUCUGCGCAAGAUGGCCUGUUAUGUCCGGACCCGGGAUGGUUGCUUCCCCAGGCUUGGCUGGCACAUGUGGCGACACAUCGCUUGUGGCAAACUGCAGCUGGCAGAGGAGCUUGCCUGGCUGUAUUUUGAAACUUUUGAUCUGUUGAUGCCUCGUUCUGCAGAGCAGAGAUUAGAGUGGGCAGAAUCUCUAUCUCAGUGCCACACUCCUAAGGAACUUGACAGGCAGCGCUGUAAGCUGUCAGUGGACACUCUGCAGUUUCUACUCUUCUUGUAUCUACAGCAACUAAACCGAAUCUCUCUUCGCACUUCACUGAUUGGGGAAGAGUGGCCAAGUCCCAGAUCACGAUCUCUCUCUUCUUCCUCUGAGAGAGACAACAAAAUAAGCUCCCAAAAUAAGAACUGGGACGACCAGGCUCAUCUUACUUUCAUCCAGACACACCUGGCUGAGCUUUUGGAGCUGCUAGUGGAGCCAGACCAGCUGAGCAAUUCAGGGCAGCUUCUGCGUGACAGCCAGCUCACUUCAGAGGCUCUUGAAAGCCUCAGUUUGUUGCUGGAAGGAUCUGUGAACCUUAGCCGUACCGUGUACCCAAUCCACAAGCUCCUCAGCCACAUGCCACUGCAGUCUCAGGCAGGAUUCUCCAAACUCAGCCACUCCUGCUCUCUGCAGCAGUUCCAGGGGUUUCUGCAUCAGGCCCUUUGCCUCAACCCCUUCGGCGUCUCUACCUGCUCACAAUCUGGAAAGAAACUGGCAUGGGCCCUGCAAGGGUUCAGAGACAGCAGUUUCAGGCCUUAGUGGAGCAGAAGUUUCAUGAGUGGUUGCUUGAGACAGGACAAAGACAAGAGCUUGACAGUCUCCACCGUCCUGUCCUCACCUGCUCCACCUCUGUAGACCACUGGCCUGCCAUCCACACCUCCAACUCUGGACCGAAUGUACUCCAAGAUCAACCACCAGAACCAGCAAUGGGACGGGCACCAACUGUUUGCUAACAGAACAGCUAAACAACCAAAAGCUGCUUUUGCCCUCUUCCCACCCCAAAAAAAAACAAAACAUUAGUGUUCCUCUGGUAUGAAGACUGUCAGUGCUGUAUCGGGUUUUGACAGGGAGUUUGUGUCCUGUCACAUUAUGGACAUGUAGGGAAAUCUAUGCUGGAUUAGUUUGUAGAGAUGCAGGGUUAUUGCUGCAGGUGUCUUGAUAGUUUUAGCAUUAUGCUACUUUCUGUUAUAAGACAUCAGUGAUUCCAGAGGUUGAUGUGCAAGAGAAUAUCACCAUUAGAGAGUCAUUAUUUAAUUGCUGCCUUCACAUGAAUUUAGAGGAAACGAGGAUGAGAAAUGUGCAGGCGUGUACUGUAAUUAUUGACAAAUAUGUCUCAGGCUCAAUUGGUACGUUGCAUAACACAUAUGUUCACUAAAGAGUUUGCAGCUAUUGCCUCCUUGCCUCUCAUGGGCCAGUAUAAAUGUUUAUAUUUCUCCUUUGCUGUAUGUUUGUUCACAAUGCCUUGCACUGUAUUUGCACUAUUACUGUAUCUGCACAAUUCUGAUUCCAACAUCGCUGUCAUUUAAAAAGUCUCUUAAAUGUAUUCAUUCCUUAAGUGAACAUUUAAAAUAUGUUUGAAUCAGUAUUUUAUAGUUUAGUGUACAUAUUCUAUAGGUAG